CCCCCAGGGCUUCAGGACAUGGAUGGGUCCCAUCCUCCCCAUCAUCACUCUGUGUCACCCUGACAUCAUUCGAUCUGUCCUCAAUGCCUCAGUUGUCAGGAUGAAGCCCAGGCAAGGCUCAGCACAGAGGAUGAGAGAGUGCUGGACAGAAUUCUCAGGGCUCAUUCUGGCCCCCUGUCUUGGUAAUUUUUUACUUGGAAAGCCUAGAGAAGGUGGGACCCCUUUCUUUUCAUCUCCAUUCAGAGCUAAGAGGAAGGUGUCCUGUGCACCCAUGGCAUGGUGUGCACCACUGGGGGUGGGUGGAGACCUGGCGGGUGGUUAUCUACAUCUUCCACCAAACCUCAAGAGGCUCCUGUUUUCUGAUCCAGGUGGACUUUGGACUAGACUGUUUGCCCACUGCUAAGAUCUCUGUGCUCCCUCCAGUGGGUGCACAUGACCGGAGUGCAGGCAGAUGGGCUCUGGCGAUUCCCCUGCCUCUGCCUCACCUGUAUUUCAGUGUGAAACUUGACUGAUGUGGCCAUCUCCAGAUUACGCCUGGUGGAGCAGCUCUUUUUGUUGUUAUUGUUAGCACAAUUUAAAUGAGGGAAAGGUUGAUUUUGAUUUGUGGGUCAGAGUCCAUCAUGAUAAAAGAGAGAUAGACACAUAACCAUGGAGGGAAGGAGGGAGGAAAUGGGGGAGGAGGGAACGCAAUUCAAUAUAUUUCAAAGGGAUGACUCCAAUGACCUUUCUCCAGUUAAGCCCUGCUUCCGAAGAUUUCUAGAAUCUCCCAAAAUAGAGGCAGCAUCUGAGGACUAAAUCUUUCAAAAUACAAGCUGGUUGGGGUGUUUCAUACUGUCCCAGGUAUGAACCAAGUGUAAUCAUGAAUAUGGCCCUAUCUGGGGCUCACACAGAGCUAUGGACACUUGGAGCACAUUUGUUUCUUGCCUGAGCAGUUGUUUGAAAUUACCUUUUUUUUCCCUGUUGAAAACACCAAGGUGUUUGGGAGGUUAUUUGGCGUUCGUCACCUAGAGUCCCACUGAAAUAGAAAUAUGGCUGAGAUUUCUUGUUUGAGGCAGGUCUGAUGUCUGAUUGUACCACACUGAUGCCAUAUCUAUGAAACUGCUGUGACUAUUUUAAAAUCUUGUCUGGGGCCUGCCUAUGGAGCAUACUGAGAUGUAUCAGACCAUCUCUGUCCAUUUUACAGCAGAUGGUGUCAUUUGGGGCAGGUCAUGUGUAUUUCAGCUAUGUUAGCCCAUAUUACCCCAUAUAUGUCCACGACUAUGUCAGGAGAUGGUACAGCAUGCUGGGGUGGACAGCUAUGCUAGGUCUGUAGAAUGUUGUGCUGCUCUUGAAGGGCAGACUUGGUAGACUAUGUUGAAGCCAAGUGAAGGGAUGGUGAGUUGAGUUGAUGCUGUCUUAUCUUGUAUCCUGUUUCCUCCAUCUCCUCUCUGCUUCCUAUGUCCAUUUCUCUAACCCUGUCAUUCUGGGCUUGGGGCAGACUUGCACAUACCUCGCUGAGGCCCCCACACUCUGCAAGUUCAUUUCCUAGUCUCUCCAUGGCUCCUGAUCAUCCUUGUUCAUAUCAGUUGCGGUUGCCCUAAAGGAAGUAAUCUUCUACACUUUCCUGAAACCCUGGCUGGGGGACGGGCUCCUGCUGAGUGCUGGUGACAAGUGGAACCGCCACCGCCGCAUGCUGACGCCCGCCUUCCAUUUCAACAUCCUGAAGCCGUAUGUGAAGAUUUUCAAUGACAGCACCAACAUCAUGCACGCCAAAUGGCAGCGCCUGGCCUCAGGGGGCAGCGCCCGUCUGGACAUGUUUGAGAACAUCAGCCUGAUGACCUUGGACAGUCUGCAGAAAUGUGUCUUCAGCUUCGAUAGCAACUGCCAGGAGAAGCCCAGUGAGUAUAUUUCUGCCAUCUUGGAACUCAGUGCUUUAGUGUCCAAACGGUACCAGCAGCUGCUUCUGCACAUAGACUCACUUUAUCAGCUCACCCCUAACGGGAUGCGCUUCCAUAAGGCCUGCCGCCUGGUGCAUGACUUCACAGAUGCCAUCAUCCAGGAUCGACGACGUACUCUCCCCAGUAAGGAUAUUGAUGAUGUCCUCAAGGCUAAGGCCAAGUCCAAGACUUUGGACUUCAUUGAUGUGCUGCUGCUGACCAAGGAUGAAGAUGGAAAGGGGCUGUCAGAUGAGGACAUCAGAGCAGAGGCUGACACCUUCAUGUUUGAGGGCCAUGACACCACAGCCAGUGCGCUCUCCUGGACCCUGUACAACCUGGCGAGGCACCCAGAGUACCAGGAGCGCUGCCGGCAGGAGGUGCGGGAGCUGCUGAGGGGCCGAGAGUCUCCAGAGAUUAAGUGGGACGACCUGGCCCAGCUGCCCUUCCUGACCAUGUGCAUCAAGGAGAGUCUGCGGCUGCAUCCUCCGGUCACGGUGAUCUCCCGCCGCUGCACCCAGGACAUUUCCCUUCCAGAUGGCCGGGCCAUCCCUAAAGGUGUCGUCUGCAUCAUCAAUAUUUUCGCGACCCAUCACAACCCAACUGUGUGGCCUGACCCCGAGGUCUAUGACCCCUUCCGCUUUGACCCAGAGAACAUCAAGGACAGAUCACCUCUGGCUUUUAUUCCCUUCUCCGCUGGGCCCAGGAACUGCAUAGGACAGACUUUCGCCAUGAACGAGAUGAAGGUGGCGCUGGCGCUCACCCUGCUGCGCUUCCGCGUCCUGCCGGACGACAAGGAGCCGCGCCGGAAGCCGGAGCUGAUCCUGCGCGCAGAGGGCGGGCUGUGGCUGCGGGUGGAGCCGCUGAGCGCACAGUGACCCCUGCGCUUGGGCGGACCAUCGUACCCAUCCACCUACCUCUGCAGAUCCCAGAAUAAACAGAGCUGUGCGGAAGGCUCGCCGAAUACCAGCCGGGGGCGCUGGAGGACAAUGGGGAAUCAGCAGUUGGGGUUUGCGAACGAGUCGGGGCUGAAGUCCUUGGGCGAAGAUCCUCGACUUCCUCUAACUGUUCACAGGCCCCUGCAUUGUCCCCCAGCCUAGCAGGCCUUAAUUCUCCUGGACAAUAGAGAGCUAAGGGGAAGUGUCUGGGGCGGGACGGAGGCCAGGCUGGAGCUCAGGAGACAUUUUAAAUUGAGGUACAUUCCCAUUGCCUUGAUCUCCGUUCUAAUCUCAAAAUUUUACUCAUUUUGGGAUUCUUCAGUGUUUCUGUGAAAACUAAAUUUCUAGGUUUAUUAAACCUAAGAAGCCAGGCAUU
Peromyscus leucopus (white-footed mouse) is the source of this 3227-nucleotide messenger RNA. Its product is annotated as cytochrome P450 4F4. The transcript is spliced from 11 exons. Bases 1670 to 2791 code for a protein of 373 amino acids. The record is from RefSeq and is a predicted model, not a curated record. Lineage: Eukaryota; Metazoa; Chordata; Mammalia; Rodentia; Cricetidae. Gene Ontology annotation, molecular function: oxidoreductase activity, acting on paired donors, with incorporation or reduction of molecular oxygen; heme binding; monooxygenase activity.